Molecule: messenger RNA, 1380 nt
Organism: Colletotrichum graminicola M1.001
Lineage: Eukaryota; Fungi; Ascomycota; Sordariomycetes; Glomerellales; Glomerellaceae
Product: nucleoside transporter
Exons: 2
Coding region: 1-1380 (459 amino acids)
Biological process (GO): nucleoside transmembrane transport
Cellular component (GO): fungal-type vacuole membrane; plasma membrane
Molecular function (GO): nucleobase transmembrane transporter activity; nicotinamide riboside transmembrane transporter activity
Source: RefSeq, a predicted model, not a curated record
AUGGAACGCAUCAGGGAAUUGCUGGGGAAGCACCACAAGCCGGACCGCCAGGAAUAUGAGCCCCUGGCGGAGGAGGGCCGCGAGCUCGACGGCUCCGCCCCGAUGGAAGGCCAGGAGGAGGUGCCCUUCUCCUGGUCCGAGUACAUCAUGUUCGCCUGGCUAGGAAUGGCGAUGCUAUGGGCAUGGAACAUGUUCCUCGCCGCAGCCCCCUACUUCCACGUCCGCUUCCAGUCCGACGCCUGGAUCUCGCAAAACUUCCAGUCGGCCAUCCUCACCGUCUCGACGCUGACCAACCUCACGGCCAUGCUGAUUCUCACAAACAUACAGUACGCGGCCUCGUACCCUUUCCGCAUUAACCUCGCCCUCCUGCUCAACUGUAUCAUCUUCUCCCUCCUGACGGCCUCCACCUCCCUCGCCCUCGACGCCUCCCCGUCUGCCUACCUCGCCUUCAUCCUCCUCAUGGUCGCCUCGAGCUCAUGGGCCACCGGUCUCAUCCAGAACGGCGCCUUCGCCUUCGCCGCCUCAUUCGGCCGCCCGGAAUACAUGCAGGCUCUCAUGGCCGGCCAGGGCGUCGCGGGGGUGCUGCCCCCGAUUGCGCAGGUUGUCACCGUCCUAACCGUCCCGGAGAAAGCCGCCGGCGCAGAGGACGACGCCGGGUCCCUGAGCUCCUCGGCGUUUGUCUACUUCCUCGCCGCCGUCGCCGUGUCCGUCUCAGCCCUCGUGGCCUUUGUCCCGCUUGUCCAACGCCACAACCGCAUCGUCGAGAAUCGCAUGGUUGAGCACAUGGCCGAGUCCCUGACCUCGGUCGAAGAGGCCGAGCGCGCCGCCCGCAAGGUCGUCUCCCCGCUCCGCCUCCUAAAGAAGCUGCACUGGCUUGCGAGCGCCAUCUUCCUGUGCUUCGCCGUCGCCAUGUUCUUCCCCGUCUUCACCACCAAGAUCCUCUCGGUGCACUACCCCGGCGACGAAAAGGCCCCCGCCGGGUCCCUCUUCCGCCCCGCGGCCUUCAUCCCGCUCGCCUUCUUCGUUUGGAACCUGGGCGACCUUUCGGGCCGCAUGGCCACGAUCCUACCCUUCUCCCUGCGCCACCGGCCCGCGGCGCUCUUCGCCGUCAGCCUCGCGCGCAUGGGCUUCCUGCCCAUGUACCUGCUCUGCAACAUCGGUGGCCGCGGCGCCGCCGUCAACAGCGACUUCUUCUACCUCGUUAUCGUCCAGUUUCUCUUCGGCCUGACUAACGGCUGGCUGGGCUCGAGCUGCAUGAUGGCGGCCGGCGAGUGGGUCGAGGAGGGCGAACGCGAGGCGACGGGCGGAUUCAUGGGCCUGUGCCUCGUCGCCGGGCUGACGACGGGGAGUCUUUUGAGCUUCACGGUCGGCAGCAUUUAG